Trichoderma asperellum CBS 433.97 is the source of this 2298-nucleotide messenger RNA. RefSeq lists its product as uncharacterized. The record is from RefSeq and is a predicted model, not a curated record. NCBI's taxonomy places the organism in Eukaryota, Fungi, Ascomycota, Sordariomycetes, Hypocreales, Hypocreaceae.
AUGACCCGGAGAGGCGGAAACUCAGAUGGAACUUUCUACUUUCAGGCCUGGCACGUCAACCGAGUUGUAAGCGGGGAGUCAUGGGUUCAAAAUAAGGGAAUUGCCGACUUUGUCGAGCAAAACCUUAGCCCUGAUGCGAAGAAAUGGCUAUUUGUCAAGGCCUGCGUGCCUACCAAGGAACGACCUGGCCUUCUUGUGCCUGUUUCUAUCUGCGUCAAACUCCGUGCUGCAAAGGUCGGACAAGACCCAAUGGACGCGAAGCGUGCUCUUCUCCAAUUCCGCAACAAAGAGUAUCCGUCCAUUGCCAGGAGCUAUUUUGUAACUAGACUGCGAAAGUCUCUUGACUUCUUCAAUGCCUUUUCCGAGGGCGCAGAGUCGGACUCUUUUCUGGCCGACUUUAAUGUUGUCAAGUCUUCCAAGCAGUUGAAAGCGAGGAUUCAAGCGGCGAUGAGAGCCCUCAAGAGAGAAGCGUGGGGUGACAUUGUGCAAGGAUUGUCUGGCAGUGCCUCCCCUGAGCCAGAAUUCAAGGCGGCCAAGUUCAUCGCGAGGCGAGGUCAAGACCCCGCCUCCAACCCCCACCUCCUGCCUGCCACACCGCUCCAGAAUCCAUUGCCUCUUCCGGAUAUUGUUGUUACUGCUGCUGCUGCUACUUCUGUUACUGCUCGGGAAUCCGAGCAGAGUCUCCGCCCUAGAAAGGCCUCGGAUGCCUCUGAUCAUACCGUUGGCUCCACUGAUGCGUCUGGUUCUGACGCGAGCUCCACGUGCUCCGUCGAAACCACCCAAUCUUCUGUCAUUGUCGAAGAGCACUCCUCUGAGAUGCAUGACGGAGAUGCAAAGGAGUCUUCUUCCGAGCCGUCCAUGGCACCGGUGGAGGAUGAAGCAGUACCCACAAUGACCCCGGAUGCCGAAGAGGCCCCCAAUCUUAGUGCAGCCGACGAUACAAGUACUGCCGCCGUUGAGACCCCAGUUGCUGAGACUCCCGAUAUCGUCAUUAGUGCCGAUUCGUCAGGAGCGUCAUGCCUGGAGACCAUGGCGGAAGUUGCCGACACUAUAGCUACUAGUAUUACUUCCUCGUCCAGCGUUGUGGCAACUCGAAGAAAGAUGAACUGUGUUCUGUCUCGAGAGAAUACACAGACAGCCUACUUCAUCGUGCAGAAUAGCGGCAAUUGGUUUCAAUAUUUGAUGGCUGGCCGUGCCAAGAAUGCUCAACAACUGACACCUGCCUUUUUCCAAUCGCCCAUCAUCCUCGCUGCGACUAUUUCUUCUUUCGAGGCCCUAAAGCCGGACGGGAUGAUGCAAGUAUACUUUAUGUCACAGGCUAGGGAGCGUCAGGAGGAAGCAGUUGGAGAUAAGAAUAGCUGCGUGGUUCGCACUCACAAGGGAAAGAAACCGGUACGGGAAUGGGUUGUCGGAUCCGCCAAGAUCUCUACUCGUGCCCUCACAAUGCAUCUUGGGAAACAGCUCGAGAAGAGGAAGGUUAGACUUUUACCAGCGGCUUCGCCCGCGGUGCGCAGGGUCGACUCGGUCGUUGGUCCCAACAACCGACUGAUAGAGAUGACUAUCGCGCCAGGCAUUCCUCAGGCUGUGUUAGUCUCAACGCCCCAUCCUGUCGAGGACGUCCGGGAGGGUGACAUUGUUGAGGAGGAGAGAGAUGAUGGCUUUGUUCAUAUCAAGACCAACAUCAUCAACAGAAUAGUAGAGGAGGAGGUAGUGGCCUCGCCGGUGGCUGAUGCAAACGAAAACACCGAGAGGAAAGAUAAGAGAGAGAAGAGAGUGAAGAAGGCUGAGAAGAAAUUGCGUUCCAAGGGCAAAGCCCCGCUCGUUAAGAACGAUAAACCUAAGACGAACGUCAAGACGAGCGCCAAGACGAAGAUUAGGAAGAAGGCCGAGAUGGAUCAAAAGACAAAUACCGACGACUCGAGUGCGAGGGCAGAUGUCAAGACUGACAUCAAGGUCGAUGCCAACAGCGUCCCGCCUCGCAAACCUUCCAAGGUAUAUACUCCUCCUUUCAGUCGCAAAUCUUGGCGAGAUGUGGAGCCUCAAGAGCCACAGGUCAUCUACGACGUCAUGAGCGGUUACGAUUUUUUGCAAGUCGACGACGUUCAGGUCUUUUCGUUCUCGGCUUCCUCGCACGACAUGAUGCUGCGUACCACUCCCGCUGCCACACGCACCGCGGCGGCCGAAGAGAGCGAGGGCAUUGGCGUUUGGGCGCCUCCUGUAGUCGGCAUUUUCUCCUGGAUGUGGGAUCAUUUGAGCCCGGGGGGUUGGUCUUCCAAGGCUACCACUACGGCGCACUGA